Molecule: messenger RNA, 969 nt
Organism: Girardinichthys multiradiatus
Lineage: Eukaryota; Metazoa; Chordata; Actinopteri; Cyprinodontiformes; Goodeidae
Gene: snapc5
Product: small nuclear RNA activating complex, polypeptide 5
Exons: 4
Coding region: 217-567 (116 amino acids)
Biological process (GO): transcription initiation at RNA polymerase III promoter; transcription by RNA polymerase II
Cellular component (GO): nucleus
Source: RefSeq, a predicted model, not a curated record
ACAAGAAGAGAAAGAAGAAGGCGAAGAAGAAGAAUGACGCCAUUUCGAUGACAGAAACCAAACUUUAGCCUGUAGUAGCAUAACAACUCGGCUUCGUGAAAUAUAAAGGCUCUCCGACGCACCUUAUCCUGAUUGUCAUAUUUAAAUGCUGGCAUGGGGCUGUAGGCAGUGUUUAUAAGCAAAGUGUUGAGGAAUGGUCUGACUGCAGCAGCAAACAUGCACAGCCGUUUGCAGGAGCUGAAGAAGGAAGAGGAGACCCUCCUCAAAAUCAAAGUCAUGCUGCAAGACCAGCUCAACCGCCUGAAGUUUGAAGAAGGGGCCUUGAAGUCCAUCAUCAACGCUCAAACAGAAGAAGGAGCCUCCCUGGACCCUUUACCAGAAAAUAAGGUUCAUGUUAAUCUUGAUGAUGAGAGCGAAAUCAAUCGAACCAAACUCCUGCUGAAUAGUGCUGAGGAUUAUGACAUGGAGGAAGAGGAUGAAGACGAGGAGAAUGAAUAUGAUGAAGACGAAGAUGACAAUGAGCUUGAAUUUGUGCCUGAAGUGGAUGAGGAGGAUGACGAUUACUAAGAAUAAUGGGUUGUGUGUGUAUUGCGCCACUUAAUGAGAACAUGGACACCUUUUAUUUGUAUUAGUUGAUGAGUAAUUUAUUUAGAUGGAGUUACAGUUACAGUGUAAUAGUCAGCGGUGCUACCAGUGCCCAUUCUUUGCCUGAUUUAAAGCAUAUCUGCAUUUCUCCCCAUCAUUAAUUUCAAACUUAGUGAGAAAUGUGUCCCUGAUAUGCAUUAAGGUGUUGUCAUUAGGUGCUUAUUCAGUAGCUUUCUAGACAUGUUUUUGUUGAAGAAUUCAGAAUCCCAAUUGUUCAUGUGUGUGUCAUGAAACAUUAUGGCUGGGCCAUAAAAGAGGAUAAAGUGUACGUGUUAUAUAAGAAAUGAGAAUUGUAAGCACAAAAAAUAAAUGUUUUGCUUUGUU